GCCGCGCGUCCGGGGAGGCUGGCGGCGCGGGCGGGCGGGGACGGCAGGCUGGGGGCGGCGACGGCGAGGGGCCGCGCGCGGAGGGCGCCGGGCGCAGCAUGGGCGGCCCGCGGGCCUGGGCGCUGCUCUGCCUCGGGCUCCUGCUCCCGGGAGGCAGCGCCGCGUGGAACGUCGGGGGAGCCCAGUUCUCCGGACGCAGGAACUGGUGCUCCUAUGUGGUGACCCGUACCAUCUCAUGCCACGUGCAAAAUGGCACCUACCUUCAGCGAGUGCUGCAGAAUUGCCCCUGGCCCAUGAGCUGCCCAGGGAACAGCUACAGAACCGUGGUGAGACCCACAUACAAGGUGAUGUACAAGACAGUGACCACGCGUGAGUGGAGGUGCUGCCCCGGGCACUCAGGGGUGAACUGCGAGGAAGUUUCAGGUUCCGCUGGCUUCUUGGAGCCUGGCUGGUCAGGCAACACCAUGCGACGGAUGGCACUUAGGCCCACAGCCUUCGCAGGUUGCCUCAACUGCAGCAAAGUAUCAGAGCUGACUGAGCGGCUGAAGGUGCUGGAAGCCAAGGUGGCGGUGCUAACUGUCACUGAGCGGGCAGUGCUCCCGACCCCAGUGGCACCCGGGGACCCUGUCCCACUCUGGGGCUCCCCAGCUGCCCGGGGUAGCCCGGGAGAUGGAAGCCUCCAAGGGCUACCAGGAGCCAGAGAGAACGUGAGGGCCCCGCUGCUCCCUCGAGAGGAUCGAGUUGGUGGCCAGGGGCUUCCUGGGCCCACUGGCCCCAAGGGAGACACUGGCAGCCGGGGCCCAACGGGGAUGAGAGGCCCACCAGGUCCUCAGGGCCCCCCAGGAAGCCCUGGCCAGGCUGGAGCUGUGGGCACUCCUGGAGAGAGGGGACCUCCAGGUCCACCAGGGCCUCCUGGCCCCCCUGGGCCCCCUGGCCCCCCAGCCCCUGUUGGACCACCCCAUGCCUGGAACCCCCAAUAUGGGGACCCAUUACUGUCCAACACCUUCACUGAGACCAGCAGCCACUGGCCCCAGGGACCAGUCGGACUCCCAGGCCCCCCAGGGCCAAUGGGUCCCCCUGGACUUCCUGGUCCCAUGGGCAUUCCUGGGAGUCCUGGACACAUGGGACCCCCAGGCCCCACUGGACCCAAAGGAAUCUCCGGCCACCCAGGAGAGAAGGGAGAGAGAGGACUGCGUGGAGAACCUGGCCCCCAAGGCUCCAUGGGGCAGCAGGGAGAACCUGGCCCCAAAGGAGACCCUGGUGAGAAGAGCCACUGGGCUCCUAGCUUACAGAGCUUCCUGCAGCAGCAGGCUCAGCUGGAGCUCCUGGCCAGACGAGUCACCCUGCUGGAAGCCAUCAUCUGGCCAGAACCAGAGGGGUCGGGGGCAGGCCCUGCCGGCACAGGCACCCCCAGCCUCCUGCGGGGCAAGAGGGGAGGACACGCGGCCAACUACCGGAUCGUGGCCCCCAGGAGCCGCAACGAGAGAGGCUGAGAGCAGGGGCGGCCCUAGGGGCAGACCUGGCCUGGCUUCCCUUCCUAGCCUGGACUUGGCCAAUUGCCUCCAGGGACCGCCCAUGCAUAUUUAUUAAUGUCCUCAGGGUCCCUUCUGCCACCUAGGCCUUUGGGAUAGGCAAGUCUUGGUCCUGACACCCCGUGCAAGUCUGCCUACUAUGAAGCUGAGAAGGGACUGUGGCCUGAGAGGGAGGGGCAGCCCAGGCAAGAGGUGAGACCUUGCUCAGGGCCUUGGGCCUCCAUUGCCCUCUGUGAAAUAGGAUGGUGCAAGCCUGCAGGGAAGGGGUGGCAGGUUGGAGGCUUCGGUAUUCUCACGGGCUGCCCGGGCAUCCAUGCCUGUGGGCACUGAUGGGUGGCUGGAGCUAGGGUUCUUCUGGGCCCUUAGCACACACGGACUGGUGGGGAAAGGCAGGCUUGCCUCUCCCUCCUCCCCAGCCAAACCUCGGGGAGCCCACCGCAGCCCUCCUCUCCUUGAUUUCUGGUGCUGGGUCCCCACCCUGAGCUCAACAGGCAGGACAUUGCAUAGGUCCUGCCUCCUAAGCCCCCAGCCCCUCCCAUGUCCCAGGUGGGGGCGGAGGCAUGGAGAGGGAGGGGCACCCUGGAGGAAGAGGUCUCCAGCCAAUAAAGGCACCCAACCUGA
This is a messenger RNA of Acinonyx jubatus (cheetah), 2153 nucleotides long. It is a transcript of the gene EMID1, whose product is annotated as EMI domain containing 1. The record is from RefSeq and is a predicted model, not a curated record. Bases 99 to 1493 code for a protein of 464 amino acids. The transcript has 16 exons. Lineage: Eukaryota; Metazoa; Chordata; Mammalia; Carnivora; Felidae. Gene Ontology annotation, molecular function: protein binding.